UCGCUGACUCCACAAUGUCCACUGCCGGAUGAUCCCAAUCACGUGGUAAUGCUGCCAUAUGCCAACGACUGUCGCAAAUACUACAGCUGCCAUAACGGGCAGGCCUAUGAACACCAGUGUCCAGCAAACUUGUACUGGAGCCAAGUGACCUAUCGCUGCGACCACAAGGAGUACUCCAACUGCCAGCCCAACGAACCUAACAAUCCUAUCAAUCCUCUCAAUCCUGUUCCUUCAGUGCAAUACAGCUCAUUUCCCGGAGACUGCAGUCGCUUCUAUAUGACAAAUGUCCUUCGCUGUAAAGGCAACCUUCAAUGGAGUGACCAAUAUCAAAGUUGUGUAGCCCCUCAGCUUUCCAACUGUGCUACCAUAGCUCCAGGUUAUCCAGUAGCUCCUGGAACUCCAACGUGGCCAAAUGGUCCUACUGCUUCUACUCCACCUCCUUUUGACGGGACUAUGGCGGAUCCCAGCUUCCUGCCGAUUGAUCCAAAUGCUUUGUGUGGAAAUACUUUGACCAAUGCCUACAUUCCAUAUCCUGGCGACUGUAAUAAGUUUAUCCAUUGUGGACCAACUGCAACAGUGCUCACUUGCCCCGCUAAUUUGUUUUGGUCUCCCAGUACCCUAUCGUGCAGUCUAUCGAGCGCUGACUGCCAGUUCCGCAAGUAA
Drosophila serrata is the source of this 663-nucleotide messenger RNA. RefSeq lists its product as uncharacterized. Lineage: Eukaryota; Metazoa; Arthropoda; Insecta; Diptera; Drosophilidae. The record is from RefSeq and is a predicted model, not a curated record. Gene Ontology annotation, molecular function: chitin binding. Gene Ontology annotation, cellular component: extracellular region.